This is a messenger RNA of Zeugodacus cucurbitae (melon fly), 2092 nucleotides long. RefSeq names its product cilia- and flagella-associated protein 45. The transcript has a single exon. Lineage: Eukaryota; Metazoa; Arthropoda; Insecta; Diptera; Tephritidae. The record is from RefSeq and is a predicted model, not a curated record. The coding region runs from base 157 to 1818 and encodes 553 amino acids.
CGAACUUUCACUCAAACAACUUUCAAAAUUUUUCUUUGGAAAAAUUAGAAAUUUAUUUUUUAACAUUUUGCCAGCAAUUCAACAACAUUUAUUUAUUUAUAUAUAUACACAGAUUUAUAUAUAUAUACCAGUAUUUAUAUAUAAAUACCAGCGACAAUGCCGUGCUUCACAGCCUCGAAUUUACGGCUUGUACGAGACCAGUUGGAGCACGCUGGUAAGAGGCGUGCCAAAACAACGACAACACAUCGUUCGCAAGGGAGUAGCACAAAUGUGGCAGUCGGCACCACCGCAGAGCUGAAUGCGUCGCUGAAAGCAGCCAUUGCCGCACAGAAUAAUAAGAAAGCCGCCAAGGAAUGCACCGAAUUCCUGAAAGUAAUGGGUUACACGCCGCAAACUUUGAAUAAACGGCCAGUGGGACCGAAAUCGGGCAGAACUAAGAAUCAGACAACGCUAACGCAAAAAGAGUUGGAUCGCCUGAAGAAUGCAUCGAAAGUGGUUACGCUAGAGGACCGCCUAGAGGUCUUGAAGCGACAAGAGGAGGAACGCAAUCGUAUGGAAAAAGAGACUGAAGAGGUGCGCACGCGCUUCAAAAAGAUUGACGAUGCGCGACAGAAGGCUUUAGAGGAGAAUGCCGUAAAAGAAGAUCUCUUCGGUGCCGGCGAAAAAGUCAAGGUACUAGAGCGUGCCUUUCUAGCCAAACACGAACAAGAAGAGGAAGUGCGUCGUGUCAAUCGCAUCAUACUGAAUGCCAAGUGUCAGGCGGUGCGUGAUGCGCAGAUACAGGAGAAGGAGGAUUUUCAACGUGAGCUGCGCAACGAAGAGAUGCGUAUGGAUCGUAUGGUAUUGGAAGGUGCUACGGGUGCGCUCAAAAAAGAGGACGCCAAAGAGGAGAAAAAGAAAGAGGAGAAACUGAAAUACGCUUGUGAGAUACGUAAUCAAUUGAAUGAACGCGAGACAUUGCGCUUUCUCGAAGCGGAGCGCCUGGAGCAGGAAGCCAAACGUAUACGCAAAGCCAAUGAAUUGAUACGCGUCGAAGAUGAGCGACAAGCGCAAUUGCAACGUGAACGUAAGCUGAAAUUCCGCGAAGAGCUGAAUCGUAUUGCCGAGAUGGCAGCGCUCUUCAAGCGUAUGCUCUGUGAGCAGGAGCGUGAGGCCGAUAUGCGUGCCGCCGCAUAUAUGCGUGAAAAGCAAAAGAAGGAACGUGAAUUGGCAAUGGAGAAGAAAUUGGCACAAGAGGCGUCCGAAAGUAAGCGCCAACGCAUAUUCAUAUUGGCACAAAAGGUGCUCGAGGCAAAAUCGGCCAGCGAAGAGUUGAGUUAUAUGCGUGAGCAGGAGCGUAUCGAACGCGAAUACAGACGUAAGGAGAAGGAGGCGACAAUGCGUAAGCGACAAAUCGAAAAAGAUUUAGCCGAAGCACGCGAGAGUCAAUUACGUCAAACCAAACAACGACAAGCGCUGCAAAUUGCACGCGCCGAACAGGACUUUGACAAUCUAAUGGCGCAAGUGAAGGUCGAUGAGGAGAAACAAAAACAACAGGAGGCACAACGUGAACGUCAAAAUGACUGCUAUCGUCAGGCGAUCAUUAAACAAAUGAACGAUAAAGAGCUGGAACGGCGUCGUCUCUUGGAACUGGAUCGCGCACAGGCCUUGGAUUGGCGUGAGGGCGAACGUCAACGUGAUCGCAAUAUACGCGCUGUAAUUGAUGCGAAAUUGGCAGCAAUGCGCGACGCUUGCCUGCCGGAGAAAUACAUUAAAGAAGUUGAAAUGCAAUUGACUAAAAUUAAAGGACAGAAGGCGCUACUGACCAAGAUCAAAUGAGUGUAAGGAGCUACUAUAUUUAUACAUCGGUGUCAAAAUAAUAAUUUACAUUAUUAAUUAUCAAUUUGACACCGAUAAUGUGAGUUAUUAUAUGACGAACGCAAACCUACUCAACUUUACUAGAAAUAUGGGAUUCAAAGAUUUAUUAAAUUUGCAUAUAUAUACACAUGUAUAAUAUUAAAAAUGCAACUACAAAUAAUUGCUCACUCAUAACGACUAUAAAAUUAUUGUAAAUGUUUCUUGCAUACAAUAAAAUAACUUUCCUCACAAUAAA